Messenger RNA from Hyaena hyaena (striped hyena), 3358 nucleotides. RefSeq names its product aldehyde dehydrogenase 18 family member A1 (gene ALDH18A1). The transcript has 18 exons. Bases 204 to 2591 code for a protein of 795 amino acids. Gene Ontology annotation, cellular component: mitochondrion; cytoplasm. Gene Ontology annotation, molecular function: glutamate 5-kinase activity; ATP binding; glutamate-5-semialdehyde dehydrogenase (NADP+) activity. The record is from RefSeq and is a predicted model, not a curated record. NCBI's taxonomy places the organism in Eukaryota, Metazoa, Chordata, Mammalia, Carnivora, Hyaenidae.
CGGCCCUUCGCCCCACGUCAGCAGCGGAGGCCCCGCGGCUGGCGUUUACUCCAACGCCGCUGACGUAACGUCAUCUUGCGGGACGUGGACGGAAGGAAAAGGGGAGUAAGCCGGCGGCAGAAUCUGUCCGGCGUACAGUGCCGGCCGGGCAGCGGGGUCGUGUGGUCGUGUUGAGAUACUUUGAUCAGUGACCACAUCGCAUCAUGUUGAAUCAAAUCUACCGCUCUGGGUUCCAGCCCUUCCGCCAGCGUCUCCUGCCCUGGGUCCAAUCCACAGCCCUCUCCAGAUCUCAUCGUGUCCAGCCUUCAGCCAUCAGACAUGUUCGUUCUUGGAGCAACAUCCCCUUUAUCACUGUGCCCCUCAGUCGUACACAUGGCAAGUCUUUUGCCCACCGCAGUGAGCUGAAGCAUGCCAAGAGAAUCGUGGUGAAACUCGGAAGUGCUGUAGUAACCCGGGGGGAUGAGUGUGGUCUUGCACUGGGGCGCCUGGCAUCUAUUGUUGAGCAGGUUUCAGUGCUACAGAAUCAAGGCCGAGAGAUGAUGCUGGUGACCAGUGGAGCCGUAGCCUUUGGCAAGCAACGCUUGCGCCAUGAGAUCCUUUUGUCUCAGAGCGUGCGGCAGGCCCUGCACUCUGGGCAGAACCAGUUGAAAGAGAUGGCAAUUCCAGUCUUAGAAGCACGAGCCUGUGCAGCCGCUGGACAGAGUGGGCUGAUGGCCUUGUAUGAGGCCAUGUUUACCCAGUACAGCAUCUGUGCUGCCCAGAUUUUGGUGACCAACUUGGAUUUCCACGAUGAACAGAAGCGCCGGAACCUUAAUGGGACACUUCAUGAACUCCUCCGAAUGAACAUCGUUCCCAUUGUCAACACAAAUGAUGCUGUCGUGCCCCCAGCUGAGCCCAAUAGUGAUCUCCAGGGGGUAAAUGUUAUUAGCGUUAAAGAUAAUGAUAGCCUGGCUGCCCGUCUGGCUGUGGAAAUGAAAACUGACCUCUUGAUUGUUCUUUCAGAUGUAGAAGGUCUCUUUGACAGUCCUCCAGGGUCAGAUGAUGCAAAGCUCAUUGAUAUAUUUUAUCCUGGAGAUCAGCAGUCUGUGACCUUUGGAACCAAGUCAAGAGUAGGAAUGGGUGGCAUGGAAGCCAAGGUGAAAGCAGCCCUGUGGGCUUUGCAAGGUGGCACUUCUGUUGUUAUUGCCAAUGGAACCCACCCAAAGGUGUCUGGACAUGUCAUCACAGACAUUGUGGAGGGAAAGAAAGUUGGCACCUUCUUUUCUGAAGUAAAGCCUGCAGGUCCUACCGUUGAGCAGCAGGGAGAAAUGGCUCGAUCAGGAGGAAGGAUGUUGGCCACUUUGGAACCUGAGCAGAGAGCAGAGAUUAUUCAUCAUCUGGCUGAUUUGUUGACGGAUCAGCGUGAUGAGAUCCUGUUAGCCAACAAGAAAGACUUGGAGGAGGCAGAGGGGAGACUCGCAGCUCCUCUGCUGAAACGUUUGAGCCUCUCCACAUCUAAACUGAACAGCCUGGCCAUUGGUCUACGGCAGAUUGCAGCCUCCUCACAGGACAGCGUGGGGCGUGUUCUGCGUCGAACCCGUAUUGCCAAAAACUUGGAACUAGAACAAGUGACUGUCCCAAUUGGGGUCCUGCUGGUCAUCUUUGAGUCUCGCCCAGACUGUCUACCCCAGGUGGCAGCCUUGGCUAUAGCAAGUGGUAAUGGCUUAUUACUCAAAGGAGGAAAGGAGGCCACACAUAGCAACCGGAUUCUUCACCUUUUGGCCCAAGAGGCCCUCUCAAUCCAUGGAGUCAAGGAGGCCAUACAGCUGGUGAAUACCAGAGAAGAAGUGGAAGACCUUUGUCGCCUAGACAAAAUGAUAGAUCUCAUCAUCCCACGUGGCUCUUCCCAGCUGGUCCGAGAUAUCCAGAAAGCUGCUAAGGGGAUCCCGGUGAUGGGGCACAGUGAAGGGAUCUGCCACAUGUAUGUGGAUUCAGAGGCCAGUGUCGAUAAAGCCACCAGACUGGUCCGAGAUUCUAAAUGUGAGUAUCCAGCUGCCUGUAAUGCUUUGGAGACUCUGUUAAUCCACCGAGAUCUGCUGAGAACGCCAUUAUUUGACCAGAUCAUUGACAUGCUGAGAGUGGAACAGGUGAAAAUUCACGCAGGCCCCAAGUUCGCCUCUUAUCUGACCUUCAGCCCCUCUGAAGUAAAGUCCCUCCGAACUGAGUAUGGGGACCUGGAAUUGUGCAUUGAAGUGGUGGACAGCGUCCAGGAGGCCAUCGACCACAUCCACAAGUAUGGCAGCUCGCACACAGACGUCAUUGUCACAGAGAAUGAGAAAACAGCAGAGUUCUUCCUCCAGCACGUAGAUAGUGCCUGUGUGUUCUGGAAUGCCAGCACUCGCUUCUCUGAUGGCUACCGCUUUGGACUGGGAGCUGAAGUGGGCAUCAGUACGUCGCGGAUCCACGCACGGGGGCCAGUAGGAUUGGAGGGACUGCUGACUACAAAGUGGCUGCUACGAGGGCAGGACCACGUGGUCUCCGAUUUUUCCGAGCACGGAAGUUUGAAAUAUCUUCACGAGAACCUCCCUGUGCCUCAGAGAAAUACCAACUGAGAGCAUUCCUAGAAGAGGCGGGAAGGAUUAGAGAGGUCUUCACAGUUAAGAUGGUCUUAAGAAUCUUGGGAUGAGCCAGGGCUUCAUCUCCCACUUCCUGGAAGGGUCUGCCUCUGGGAAAAUGCACCUCAAGGCUUUCAGGCUCAGUUUGGCAACGCCACUCCUGGCUAAUGCGCAUAUUCCAAUUCACCCUUCUCUCUCUUAAGUUAGAAAAGAACUACCGUGGACAGGGACUUUGCUUCUCAUAGUCCAGUUCCCUGUGAUGAUAGAAGCAGAAAGGUACAGCUUCCCCCCAUAAAGGGCAGUGGAAAAAAAUCAUGGCCACUUUUACCUUUUUAUCGCCUCAAUGAGGUAACAUCUCCCUUGGCAUUUGGUUGGCACUAGAGCCCAUCACACCUAAUAUGUCUUUCCACAUUUCAUUUCUUCAUGCUUACGGUCAUUUUCAGAAAGGAAAGGUUUGUAAUUUAGAAGAGGGGCAGCUCUUCUUUUUGGCAUUCUCCUCAGAAACAGUUGCAGAAAUGGACUGAAUCAUUUCCACCAGGAAGAUUGACUUUUGUAUUUAUUGUGGGGUAAAUAUAUGGAAGUAUUCCAGAUGCUCACCCCUCUCCAGACCCAGAGGACCCAGCAUUACCCGGAUGCAGUUGGAACCUGGAGCUGUGAGUCCCAGAAAGAAGUAACUACAGCAAUUAUGCUUGAAAUUUUUAUAUGAAUUACUUUGUCACCCUGCCCUUUCCCUCUAAAACAAAAAUUAAAGGGUUAUUUUAAUA